CUCUGGCAGGCAGUCCUGCCUGGGAGGGAUCUGCUGCCGAAGCCACCCAGGAAAGGAGGCCCGAUACGCUAAUUAAUAUUCUGAACUAGUGACCCUUCUUUUUCUUUCCACCCCUUCCCUUUCUCUGGGCUCUCCAGCCUCUCCCUGCCGUGGAUGGCUGCAGCCCCCUCCAGCUGAGUCAGUCCUCCCUCCCCGCAGCAUUGCAGCACCUCCACAGCUCCCUCCGCUCCUGCUCCUGCAGCACCCGCUCCGCUCCCGCCGCAGCAGCAUGGCCAGCACCGUCUCAGCCUACAAGGAGAAAAUGAAGGAGCUGUCUCUGCUCUCCCUCAUCUGUUCCUGUUUCCACACCCAGCCUCAUCCCAACACCAUCUACCAGUAUGGAGAUAUGGAGGUGAAGCAGCUGGAUAAGAGGGCAUCAGGCCAGAGCUUCGAAGUGAUCCUGAAGUCCCCUUCAGAUUUAUCUCCUGAGAGCCCCAUCCUUUCCUCCCCCCCAAAGAAGAAGGACCUGUCGCUGGAGGAGCUGCAGAGGAGGCUGGAGGCUGCAGAGGAGAGGAGGAAGACCCAAGAGGCGCAGGUGCUGAAGCAGCUGGCGGAGAAGCGGGAGCACGAGCGGGAGGUGCUGCACAAGGCACUGGAGGAGAACAACAACUUCAGCCGCCUGGCCGAGGAGAAGCUCAACUACAAGAUGGAGCUGAGCAGGGAGAUCCGUGAAGCACAUCUGGCUGCCUUGAGGGAGAGGCUCCGUGAGAAGGAACUGCAUGCAGCCGAAGUCCGCAGGAACAAGGAACAGCGGGAGGAGAUCUCUGGAUAAAGGGCUUUUCUACACAUCUAGCACCUGAUUCCUGUUAACCAACCAACCAACCAACCAACCAAUCAA
Molecule: messenger RNA, 877 nt
Organism: Colius striatus (speckled mousebird)
Lineage: Eukaryota; Metazoa; Chordata; Aves; Coliiformes; Coliidae
Gene: STMN3
Product: stathmin 3
Exons: 5
Coding region: 269-811 (180 amino acids)
Biological process (GO): neuron projection development; regulation of microtubule polymerization or depolymerization; microtubule depolymerization
Cellular component (GO): neuron projection; cytoplasm
Molecular function (GO): tubulin binding
Source: RefSeq, a predicted model, not a curated record